CGUUGGAAACUCCUAGGAUGACGACCCAUUGUUUAAUAUGUACAUAUCGCGGUGUGCUUUCAUGACGUGUCAUAACGGUUGCUAAUCCAAAUAGGCCAAGAGCACCUAUAAAGAGAAUCGAUUCCAAAUCUCCCUCUUAAAUUAUUAUUUAUCGUGAAAAUUCGGACAUUAACAGCGUUCCCACUCACGACUCCCAACGCUCUCCACCCACACGCGCCGGUCUCCAAAUUAGGCGGGAAGACGGAAGAGCUCGAACCCUAGAAUUCAAUUUCAUCCUCAAUUUCCACUGCAAUCCUCUUCUCUCUCCGGAAAUGGGCAUCAAGGGGCUGACGAAGCUACUGGCGGACAAUGCCCCGAAGGCGAUGAGGGAGCAAAAGCUGGAGAGCUACUCCGGCCAGAGGAUCGCCAUCGAUGCCAGCAUGAGCAUCUAUCAGUUCCUCAUUGUGGUUGGGAGGAAGGGGACUCAGAUGCUCACCAAUGAGGCUGGUCAAGUCACCAGUCAUCUGCAAGGCAUGCUUUACCGGACGAUUAGGCUGUUGGAAGCGGGGAUACAGCCAGUCUACGUGUUUGAUGGUCAACCUCCUGAUUUGAAGAAGCAAGAGCUUGCAAAACGUUUUUUGAAGAGGGCAGAUGCCUCUGAGGAUUUGGCAUUAGCCAUUGCGUCUCAGAACAAGCAAGACAUAGAGAAAUUCAGUAAAAGAACUGUGAAGGUGACACAACAGCACAAUGAAGAUUGCAAAAGACUACUAAGACUUAUGGGUGUCCCACUAGUUGAGGCUCCUUCAGAAGCAGAAGCACAAUGUGCUGCACUUUGCAAAGCUGGAAAGGUUUAUGCAGUUGCUUCUGAAGAUAUGGAUUCCCUUACUUUUGGAGCUCCUAGAUUUCUUCGCCAUUUUAUGGAUCCCAGCUCAAGAAAAGUUCCAGUCAUGGAAUUUGAAAUUUCCAGGAUCUUGGAGGAGAUGAAUCUGGAUAUGGAUCAAUUCAUUGACCUUUGCAUUCUCUCUGGAUGUGACUAUUGUGAAAGCAUUCGAGGUAUUGGAGGGCUGACUGCUCUUCAGCUCAUCCGUCAACAUGGUUCCAUAGAAAACAUACUAGAGAACAUAAACAAGCAAAGGUAUCAGAUACCCGAUAAUUGGCCCUAUGGCGAAGCUCGACUGCUUUUUAAGGAACCAAUAGUUUCUACGGAAGAACAACCUGAGAUAAAAUGGACUGCUCCAAAUGAUGAAGGCUUAAUGUCCUUUCUAGUGAAUGAGAAUGGGUUCAACAUUGACAGAGUGACAAAGACGAUAGAGAAGAUUAAGGCAGCUAAGGAUGAGUCAUCACAAGGCCGAUUAGAAUCCUUGUUUAAGCCAGCUAAGAAUCUAUCUAUACCUGCUAAGAGGAAGGUAUGUCAUCUUGAUAUAUUUGAGUACUGAGCACCUAGAAUUUACCUUCUUUUAAUGUAUGUGAAGGUGUAAUGUCACACAUUGCUCUAGCAAAGAGAUGUCUUCAGAUGCAACUUUUGAUGGAUGAAUAGUACUCCCUUUAACUCACUUCAUAAGCCAUUGAUUGCCCUAGCGAUGCACAAAUUUUUAGAUCUUUGUGAUCAUUUUAAAACUGUUUGUGGUAGUGUUGUAAAUCAACGGUAGUGUGUUGCCAUGCCCCUGCUGCUUAUGCCCGAUUAGUCUCAUAUAACUUUACAGAUGUGCUAAUGGUGUUGCAUCAUCCUAUUCAUGAAAUCAAUUAGAUAAACAAAAGCACCAGCGUGCUUAUACGGAUCUGUUAAGAAUUUCGGCCUGAUUAACAGCCAUAAUUGCAAUGGAUGACAGGAAAGCAAAUGCACACUUCAAUCCCCCAAUCUGGCGUUCAAGCCUAAGACAUGCUCUACACAAGUCUCUGUAAAUCUCCAGCACAGGUUCCUUGGCAACUUUAAAAUGCCAACCAUGGUCUUGGGUUUGAGGAACU
This is a messenger RNA of Syzygium oleosum, 1944 nucleotides long. Its product is annotated as flap endonuclease 1-like. NCBI's taxonomy places the organism in Eukaryota, Viridiplantae, Streptophyta, Magnoliopsida, Myrtales, Myrtaceae. The transcript is spliced from 16 exons. Gene Ontology annotation, molecular function: DNA binding; 5'-flap endonuclease activity; 5'-3' exonuclease activity. The coding region runs from base 312 to 1415 and encodes 367 amino acids. The record is from RefSeq and is a predicted model, not a curated record.